Prorocentrum cordatum is the source of this 409-nucleotide messenger RNA. The record is from the annotation of a GenBank genome assembly. NCBI's taxonomy places the organism in Eukaryota, Dinophyceae, Prorocentrales, Prorocentraceae.
AGCGACGCCGCGCGCUUCGCCAUGGAGCUUCGAAGAGCAGCGCUUCUUGUCGCCGCGGUGCUCUGGGGUGGCGCGGGGGCGGUCGGCGCUGGCAGGGCGGGGGCGCCUGCCGUGGGCGACCUGGGCGGCACGGUGCACGUGCAUUUAGAAGAGGGGGCGGCGGACCCGGUCGACGCAUGGAGAGCACAGAGGGAUAAUCUAGCGGAAGGACGGAGGAUUGCCGAGCUCGAUUACAAGAGCGCCCGCGCGAGGUCUGCAAUUGAAGCGUCAUUUGCCGCCGUAGAGGCCCGGCUCCGCGGCGACCCGCGGCGAUGAGCGCGCGGCGCGCGCGGCGGGCCACGAACCCGCGCCGCAAUAUUCGCCCCGCUCGCAGGGCGAAUGCGCGCGUGUAUGAGGAGGCUCGAGUGCG